This is a messenger RNA of Centruroides sculpturatus (bark scorpion), 2454 nucleotides long. RefSeq names its product carboxylesterase 5A-like. The record is from RefSeq and is a predicted model, not a curated record. The coding region runs from base 139 to 2040 and encodes 633 amino acids. Gene Ontology annotation, cellular component: plasma membrane. The transcript has 2 exons. Lineage: Eukaryota; Metazoa; Arthropoda; Arachnida; Scorpiones; Buthidae. Gene Ontology annotation, molecular function: acetylcholinesterase activity. Gene Ontology annotation, biological process: acetylcholine catabolic process; choline metabolic process.
CAGGUGGGGAAAUACGACACUGGGAGUUCAUUCCAAUAGGGUCAAUGGCAAAACGUUGCGUGAUCCUUAUGCUAAUAACUCUUUCACUAACUAUAUAAAGCUAGUCACUAUCAAUAUUCCACAGAUAUAGCAAUAGAAAUGAAGAAGCUUAGCUGCAUCGUUUGCUCGUAUUACGAGUAUUUUGUGUUAAUCGUUAGCUUUGUCGGUGCUGUCCAUGCGAACUUAUUGGUAUCUACAACUUCUGGCACCGUAAAGGGGAAAAAAGUGGACACAACGGAAGGACAAGUUUAUCAGUAUUUAGGAAUACCAUACGCUCAAUCACCUACUGGAGCCAACAGAUUUAAACCACCUAAACAUCUACCAGCUUCGGCUGCUUCUUUGCGAUUCGAUGCUACCGAUUUCGGACCCGCUUGCUACCAGCCACCUCAUUCUGUGGAAGUGAUUAGUCCUUUACUGAGAACUAGAGAUAUGAUAAUCGACGAAGAUUGCCUGAAUCUGAAUAUUUAUGUACCCAAAAUCGAAACAAACGAAAAGUUGCCUGUAAUGAUCUGGUUGCCCGGAGAAGGAUUCGAUUAUGCAGAUGCUAGACAAUUUGAAGGAACUUACUUAGCUUCUUUAGGUAAAGUGAUUCUCGUUACAGUUAAUUAUAGAGUUUCAGUCUUCGGUUUUCUAUCCUCCGAAACGGAGGAUGCACCGGGCAAUGUCGGGCUUUUAGAUCAAAGGAUGGCUUUCCGCUGGGUGGCUAAAAAUAUCGAAAAGUUUGGAGGAAAUUCCAAAAAUGUAACUCUUUUUGGCAGAUUUUCCGGUGCGAUGAGUAUUAGCAUGCACAUGACAUCGACUUACGCGCUUAAUCAAGAAAAAAAGUUAUUUGAUAGAGUUAUAUUACAGAGUGGCAUUGCUGUUGGCUCUUGGGUGUUUGAUCACGAUCCAUCUUUAGCAUUUUCACAGUUAGUCGAGUUAACUAAAUGUUCGAGAAACAGAAAAUUAGAAACAGUAAAGUGUCUACAAAACCUUCCAGCCGAAAUAUUAUUAAAACACUCUCUUCAAGUACCGCAAAGAUGGAGACCUAUUAUCGAUGGAAAGUUUCUUACAGAAGAGCCAAUGGAAGCAGUAAAAAAAGGAAAAUAUGCUGACGUUGAUGUUAUUUUAGGAAACAACGAGGACGAAGGAAGUCUCUGCUUGCUAACUUUGUAUGCACAUAAGUCUGAAUUAUAUAACGAGAUUCAAAAGAAAGAUAUAACAGAAAAUACAUUCAAGCGAUUGAUAGCAGACAAUCUCUUCCAGUAUUUUGGCAAGGAAAAUAAUCGGAUAGAAAAAAUUGUUACGCACCAUUACAAAUAUCAACAUCCAUCUCUCCGCCGUAAUUUUAUCGAUUUUUGUGGUGACUUAUUCAUCAAGUCUAGAAUCGAUCAGUUUUCUCGCUUGCUUGCUACUAAUAAUAAUAAAAAAGGAAGAGUAUACAGAUAUAUUUUCGCUCAUCGACCUUCAUUCUCUAAUCAACCACAAUUUUUAACUGCAACUCUUGGUGAUGAUGUUUUAUUUUCACUUGGACUCGUCUACCAAUUGGAUGAUAUUUACGAAGAGAAGUUAUUAAGUCGGAGAAUGGUGGUUUUAUUCGCUAAUUUCGCUCGAUUCGGUAAGCCGGAUCAAUUUCAACAAGCUUUUAAAUCCAUUUGGCCAGAAUUUACAGCGAAAGAAAAACACAUUGCCAAAUUUUCUUCCGACAUCGAAAUUAUCGACGGAAUUAGCUUUGAUAGAACCAAUGAUUUGUGGUUUCAAAUUUUACCUUCAUUAAAGCCGAUUGAAGAAGAAAGUACCGAAAUUUCUAAUUAUAUACUCGCAUCAGAUCUGAGUGGAACGGAAAAGAAGUCGAACGUGUACUUGAUUGAUAAAAUAAUAUCCAACGAAACGACAGAAUACGUUUUAAUAGGGUUAAUGUCCUUUACUAUUAUUCUGUUGAUAAUGAUAAGUGCGAUUUUAGUCGCCUAUGUCGUAUCUAAAUCGAAAUUUUACACUAAAUUAAACGAAAGUGUGAGUUGAAAAAAAUUAAAAUCUUUCACUUUUCAUUUAAUUGUUGGUUUUACAACAGUGCAUAAUCCCAUUUCGUAACUUAUAUUUGACGAUCAUCAAUAUAUAUUUUUAUUGAUAAAUUUUUAUUGAUCAAUCAAAACGUCCAAAGUCUUUCAUCUGUAAUAUAGAUCUAAUUACUGUAACAUAGGCUUUGUUUGUGACUUUUUGUUGGUUCCCCGUUUGAUUUGUCAUCAAAAUAUCCUUUUAAGUAUUAUUUUAUUCUGUAAUAUAAAUGACUUUUACCAUCUGAUAUUUUUGUUUUAGAAAAUAUCUUUCUAGUCGUAAAAAAUUGAGAGUCAGUGUUGUUAUUGUACUGAAUACUCGUUAUCUUACGAAUACGGUGAGGAAAAAUAAAUAAAUAUUUUACAACAAAUUAAUUAAAGA